This is a messenger RNA of Pteropus alecto (black flying fox), 1189 nucleotides long. RefSeq names its product myosin light chain 9 (gene MYL9). The transcript has 4 exons. Bases 134 to 652 code for a protein of 172 amino acids. Gene Ontology annotation, cellular component: myofibril; stress fiber; cytoplasm. Gene Ontology annotation, molecular function: calcium ion binding. Gene Ontology annotation, biological process: platelet aggregation; myofibril assembly. Lineage: Eukaryota; Metazoa; Chordata; Mammalia; Chiroptera; Pteropodidae. The record is from RefSeq and is a predicted model, not a curated record.
GGCGCUGCGCCCCGCCCCCGCCCCCGCCCAGCUCCUACCCGACGGCCCGCUCCGCACAGGCUCCGCACCCGGCUCCACGCACCGAACGAGCGCCUUCUCAGAACCAGGGAAGCCCUACUCGCCUGAAGCCAAGAUGUCCAGCAAGCGGGCCAAGGCCAAGACCACCAAGAAGCGGCCACAGCGGGCCACAUCCAAUGUCUUCGCGAUGUUUGACCAGUCCCAGAUCCAGGAGUUUAAGGAGGCCUUCAACAUGAUAGACCAGAACCGAGACGGCUUCAUUGACAAGGAGGACUUGCAUGACAUGCUGGCCUCACUGGGAAAGAACCCCACGGAUGAGUACCUGGAGGGCAUGAUGAGCGAGGCCCCGGGGCCCAUCAACUUCACCAUGUUCCUGACCAUGUUUGGGGAGAAGCUGAAUGGCACGGACCCUGAGGACGUGAUCCGCAACGCCUUCGCCUGCUUUGAUGAAGAGGCCUCAGGUUUUAUCCACGAGGACCAUCUUCGGGAGCUGCUCACCACCAUGGGCGACCGCUUCACAGACGAGGAAGUGGACGAGAUGUACCGUGAGGCACCCAUUGAUAAGAAAGGCAACUUCAACUACGUGGAGUUCACCCGCAUCCUCAAACAUGGUGCCAAGGACAAAGACGACUAGCUCCACCCCCUGAUCCCCCCAAGCCCAAGCCCCUGUCCCAGUCACCUGCUCCCCACACACGCUGUCUGUACCAGCUCUGUGCCCACGGGACGUUCUAAGGGGACUGUCCCUCUGAGGGGUUAGGGGCUCAGCUCCCAGUGGAAGAAAUGGGCCAAGAGAGCACAGUGCCAGGCAAGGGUCACACAGCCAACGUGAGGCAGGUGUGUCCACUGUGACCCUCCAAGAAAGGAUCACUUAGGGGGCUGGGCCUGAAGGCACCCAGGGAAGGCCCCACGAAAGCCCAGGCCACAGCUAUUGCCUGCCCAUCCCAGGGCUGUCCCCACAGGAAGGGCCCUGUGUUCUGCCUUGGGACAGCACUUCACGUGCACCCCAUGCAGGGCAUGAAAGCCCUUUCCCAACCACUGCCACAAGCACAAGAACCUCACCAGGGCCCCUUCUCAGAGGACAGGAUGCCAGACCCCUCCCCUCCAGAAGAUGCAUGUAGGCUGGAGCUUGUCUCAGGGGAGGCCGAGUGUCUAAUAGAAGACUGAGCACUGC